UUAAUUAUUUACAGUGGCUUCGCUGUACACGAAGCGAAAGUGGUACUGUAAUGAUGUAAUCCCCCACGUAACUGAGUCUUAAUUCUUGAUUUAAGGAUUUACUAUUUUGUCAAGCCGACACAAGCUGUUAAGGAUUGCAGACUAAUUUGCAGUAUUGUGUUUUUGUUAUAGUGGACAGUCGUUUCACUUAUGCUUUCGCUUAGAAUCAAUGUUGCAUCCAUUAUCCCAUUCUCAGUGCGAAAAGCAGCAGAGGUUUCCUAAUCAGGCAAACACCAAAUUGUAGCAAUGCUUGUUUACGACGAAGACGACCGCUCGCAGUCCAUGCACGCGUGGAACGCCGUGGAUGUUCUCGUUGAUGGCCUGCUGCAGCCGGGCAAGAUCAUCAACGUGGCGAAGAACGGUCUGUUCAUUGAUUUCGGCUCUGCUGGCCAGCGUUCGGAGUUCGUCGAAUACGGCCGCGUCUUCAGCUCGUGGAGACCCUUGGAAUCUGUCGAUGCAUUUAAGACCCCCGAUGUGCAGGCACUGCUGCGAGCUGGCCCCGACUGCCCCUGGACAUGGUACCCCGUCCCCGGGAGGAUCAUGUCCUGUGGGACUGAGAGCUACCUGGACGAUGUGUACAUCGUGGAGGCACAGCUGCCCCACGGCCCACGGCGUCGUCAACGAGCUGUUGUUGAGAAAUCAAGUGCGCCGACCGCCCUCGGACGAAGACUUGGCGGGUUCCGCGUUCGGGACAAAGAUUGUUAUACGUGGCAGUUGCCACGGGUCUGCUCAGGCGAGUCUCGUGUGCCCUUCGAGAUUUUAAAGGAGAGCAUAUUUCAAGAACGGGAAGUCGUGUGCACGAAGGUGCUCAGUGAUACACUGCUAUACAUGCAGCGUUGCUCUGAACGUCCGCUGCAGUUACAGGAACUGGAAAAACGGUAUGUACGACUGGGGAUGGAGGAGAACCAUGGUGACAACGGCAUCUCCGGAGAAUCGUUCGAUCGAUAUUCAGUCAACUCCCCGCGGGAAGAGCGCGGUGUAAUUUGCGUGGUGUUUCAGCAUGUACCCACUGAGCUGCUGGUGGAGAUCUUCCAGUCCCAGGACAGCGUCGACCGUGUUCGGUGUCGGCGUACCUGCGCCCUAUGGAACACUGUUCUCUCCACGGUCAUCGGGAAGACCGCUUCCCCGAUGUGCGGGUCUCUGGUCGAACAGAAGACUACCCGUCCGGCCUCAUCCCGCCCCUGUGCUGGGCGCUGAACACCUUGCUCCACUGCAUCAGCAGCAGGACGAAGCGGGUGGUGCUUGCGCACAUGUCCCGUAGCCAGUGCAAUGACGCUCUCUCCAUGCUCCGCUACCUGCUCGCCCAAGAUCGUCGCCUUGGAACGCUGGUUUUCCUUGGGUGUUCCUUGGACUACACCGGCUGGGAUGUAAAGCCGAAGGAAUUCACGGCUGUUAUGCACUGUCUGCAGCGAAUGGGCGGCGUAUCGGAGCGGACAAUGUGGAGACAGUGCCGCAUCGUCGAACGGCAUCUGACCGCCGUCGUGCCGCAGCACAUAGUGGUUUAUCAGUCGCCAGCGCAGCUGGAAAUGCAGUUGUGGGAUAUGUUGGAGAAGCAUCUCGUCCUGGAGACGCCGGUCGAUUUGACGGUUUUGGGGCAUGGAUCGACUCGAUCGAAUCCGAGGAAAUCCAUCUGUUAACGGGUGGUUUACAACAUUAUCAGAGCGCGGAUCCGCGCUGCUCAACGCAUUAUCGCGGCUGCCAGUGGACGCGUUUGGCUAUUCACGAUCUGGAUGUGAAGAAUCUGACCAAAUUGGCCGCGGUGGCCUUGUGGAAUGUCUUGAAAGGAGCACACUGGCUGUCGCCAUCUGGUCGUCCAUAACUCUGUUUUUAACACUCUCUAACCCAGCUGGAAUAAUAUGCCGGCAUAGGAUGCAUGCUCACUAUCUGAAAAUACUAGGGUAGUCUUUGCUAAUAAUAUUAGUAAUGGGACGUUUAUUUCUGUUAUCACGGAUCUGCUUUAGGUUAAAUCGUUGAAUUGUACUUAUAUGGUUGCAUUAGAUUUUAAUUUUUAAA
This is a messenger RNA of Paramacrobiotus metropolitanus, 2052 nucleotides long. RefSeq lists its product as uncharacterized. The coding region runs from base 286 to 1236 and encodes 316 amino acids. The record is from RefSeq and is a predicted model, not a curated record. Gene Ontology annotation, molecular function: protein binding. NCBI's taxonomy places the organism in Eukaryota, Metazoa, Tardigrada, Eutardigrada, Parachela, Macrobiotidae. The transcript has 3 exons.